Molecule: messenger RNA, 1269 nt
Organism: Penaeus vannamei (Pacific white shrimp)
Lineage: Eukaryota; Metazoa; Arthropoda; Malacostraca; Decapoda; Penaeidae
Source: RefSeq, a predicted model, not a curated record
AUGGGCGCUGGAAGAUGGAUUCAGGCCGCCAUUAUGCUGGUGGCGGCAGUGGCAGUUUCCGCCUCAGCCAAGGGGGAGAAGGAGGAGGUGGACCUUAGAGUUGGCUUCCUUCAAGGUCCACAGGAGAUCGACCUUCUCAUGCCCAUGGAGAGUCAACAGGUCUCCGUGGUGGCCGCAACUGACCUCCACCCUUCCGCCCACUGCAUUCAAUAUUCAAAAUAUACAGGUUACGGAGGUGGAAAGGGUCACAAGGCCGACAAGGGAUACAAGGGCUCGUACCAUGACAAGGCCGGCUACAAGGGCCACAAGGGACAUAAAGCCAACAAGGGCUACAAAGGCAGCCACUACGGUGACCAUGGAAAGGCACACUACAAGGGAUACAAGGGCAACAAUGGCAAGAAGUACAAAGGGCAUCACGACAAGCACAAGUAUUACGGAGAUUCUCACAAAGGCAAAAAGGGCAAGAAAGGCCACCACUACGGAUCCAAGGGUCACCACAACAAAGGUCACAAAGACAAGGGCUUCAAGAACGUCUACCACAAGGAGGAGUACCACCACAACAAGAAGUUCUACGACGACAGCGACAAGAAGAAGUACCACAGCAAAUACGACGACUUCGACGCCUACUUCAAGGGCCACAAGGGCAAGGACUACAAGGGAGGCCACUACAAGGGGGGACAUCACCACGACAAGCACGGCCACAAGGGGCACCACGAGAAGGGCAAGUACCACGACGACCACAAGGGCCACAAGGGCCACUACGGCGACAAAGGACACUACGGCCACAAGAGUUCCUACGGCAAGAAGGGAGGACACAAGGGUUCGUAUGGCCACGACGACCACAAGGGAUAUGGCCACGACGACCACGGACACGGCGGUUAUGGCCAUGACGACCACGGUCAUGGUGGAUAUGGCCACGACGACCACGGCCAUGGUGGAUAUGGCCACGACGACCACGGUCACGGUGGAUACGGCCAUGACGACCACGGCCAUGGAUAUGGACCACGGGUGGAUAUGGCCACGACGACCACGGCCAUGGCGGAUAUGGCCAUGACGACCACGGCCAUGAUGGCCAUGCGGCCAUGGUGGAUAUGGCCACGACGACCACGGCCAAUGGCCACGACGACCACGGCCAUGGUGGAUAUGCCAUAUGGCCACGACCACGGCCUAUGGCCACGACGACCACGGCCAUGGCGGCGGCUAUGGCCACGACGACCACGGUGGCUACGGUUCCCACUCGAAGUUAAACAAGAAAGCAACUACAUCUAG